Cordyceps militaris CM01 is the source of this 3645-nucleotide messenger RNA. Its product is annotated as DNA-directed RNA polymerase I 135 kDa polypeptide. Gene Ontology annotation, molecular function: DNA-directed RNA polymerase activity; ribonucleoside binding; DNA binding. Gene Ontology annotation, cellular component: RNA polymerase I complex; nucleus. The transcript is spliced from 2 exons. The coding region runs from base 1 to 3645 and encodes 1214 amino acids. Lineage: Eukaryota; Fungi; Ascomycota; Sordariomycetes; Hypocreales; Cordycipitaceae. The record is from RefSeq and is a predicted model, not a curated record. Gene Ontology annotation, biological process: DNA-templated transcription.
AUGGCUCCCUCAGCGACACGGACCGAUUGGGACCACGAAUAUCAUACUCUGAGAAGGGAGAAUCUCUUCAGAAACCCUCCCAAGGAUCAUACCGCAUAUCCUGCCCUCCAAUUGGCAGUUAACCCUCACAUCGAGUCCUUCAAUGUCCUAUUUCGUGACGAUGGAAAGCCCAGCCUCCUCGACCACGCUAUGGCCGAUAUUGGCACCAAAACUUACUUGGACGGCGACGAGAGAACGGGCCCAGAGGGCAAGAACAAGCUCAAUGUCCGCAUCACAAAGGUGAUGCUGAGCCGAUCUCAGGUUCCGCCCUCUAACAAGAUGGCCAAGAAUCGUGAAGUUUUCCCCGCCGAAUGCAGAGAACGGCAUGUCACAUACCGAGGGCGUCUCUCGGCCACUUUUGAAUACAACAUUAACGGCGGUGACUCUCAUGAAUUUGUUCGAGAUCUGGGUCAGAUUCCGAUUAUGCUCAAGCGCAAAGAAGAGGCUGAGGAGCUCGGAGGGUACUUCGUCGUCAACGGUAUCGAAAAGAUCAUUCGUAUGCUCCAACUCAACAAGCGAAAUUUCCCCAUGGCCAUCAACCGACCCAGUUUCCAAAACCGCGGCCCUGGCUAUUCCCCGUUCGGUAUUAUCCUACGCUCUGUCCGACCCGAUGAGACCUCGCAAACCAAUGUCUUGCACUACCUUACCGACGGUAAUGUGACGUUUCGUUUCUCAUGGCGAAAGAAUGAAUACCUGGUGCCGGUCGUCAUGAUUAUGAAGGCUCUCGUCGAGACCAACGAUCGCGAGAUUUUCGAGGGCGUCAUUGGUCCCAUGGGCAGCAAGGCGACCGAGAACACUUUCCUUACUGAUCGUGUCGAGCUACUCUUGCGCACAUACAAGUCCUAUGGUCUAUACAGCAAGUCUCAGACGAGAGCGUAUCUUGGCCAAAAGUUCCGAGUCGUUCUCGGUGUCCCAGAGACCAUGUCUGAUUACGAUGUCGGUACCGAGUUCCUGCGCAGAAUUACCCUGGUGCACCUGGGCAAUGUCAAUGUCAAGGAUAAACAGGAUAUCGAAAAAUUCAAAAUGCUUCUCUUCAUGAUCCGCAAGCUCUACGCCCUCGUCGCCGGCGAAUGUGCUGUCGAUAACCCCGAUGCGAUCCAGAACCAGGAAAUUCUUCUAGGCGGUUUCUUGUACGGCCAGAUCCUCAAGGAGAAAUUCGAUGAGUUCCUCGGAGUCAAUGUUCGCUUGUCCCUGCGAGAGUACUUCCGACGACACCCCAGCGUUGCCUUCACUUCCGAAGAAUUCCGCAAAGAAUUUCCCGCAGCCAUCUUCCGCAAGGCCAACGAAAAUCUGGGCAACUCGCUCGAGUACUUCCUCUCUACCGGUAAUCUAGUCAGUCCCUCUGGUUUGGAUCUUCAGCAAGUGGCCGGUUUCACCGUCGUGGCCGAAAAGCUCAACUUCCUACGUUUCAUUGCUCAUUUCCGCAUGGUACAUCGUGGUGCCUUCUUUGCCCAGCUCAAGACCACUGCAGUCCGAAAGCUGCUUCCCGAAUCAUGGGGCUUCAUGUGCCCCGUACACACCCCUGAUGGUGCGCCUUGCGGUCUUCUCAACCAUUUGGCACACAAGUGCAAAAUCAUGACUGAUCACAUCGACGUUUCCAAGGUGCCUGCUCUCGUCGUCACACUUGGUGCUGUUGACACAUCCACCGCCUCUACGGCCGAGAGCGUCGUCAUUAUGCUUGACGGCCAGAUCCUUGGUUGGUGCAAGCCCAAGGAGUCCCUGCGCAUAGCAGACUGCCUCCGCUACUGGAAAGUCGAGGGUAAUCAUGGUGUACCUCUUCACCUCGAAAUCGGUUACGUUCCCCCAUCUACAGGUGGCUCGUACCCUGGUAUCUACAUGACGUCGACACCCUCGCGCAUGAUUCGUCCCGUCAAGUACUUGCCUCUGCAAAAGGAGGACAUGGUCGGUCCCUACGAGCAGCCGUACAUGUCUAUUGCCGUCGUACCUGAAGAAAUUGAGUCUGGUCUAUCCACCCACGUUGAGUUUGAUCCCACAAACAUUCUCUCCAUCCUGGCAAACAUGACUCCAUUUUCGGAUUUCAACCAGUCGCCACGUAACAUGUAUCAGUGUCAGAUGGGUAAGCAAACCAUGGGUACCCCUGGUACGGCUCUGGUACAUCGUACAGACAACAAGUCGUACCGUCUGCAGACCGGUCAGACGCCUAUUGUCCGUGCUCCUCUGCACAAUGCUUACGGCUUCGACAAUUUUCCCAACGGAACCAACGUUGUCGUUGCGGUCAUUUCAUAUACCGGUUACGACAUGGACGACGCCAUGAUAAUCAACAAGUCGGCUCACGAGAGAGGAUUCGGUCAUGGUACUGUCUACAAGACAAAGAAGAUCUCGCUCAAGGAUGACUCGAGAACAAAAGCAAGCAAAAGUGUCAUCAAAGCCUUUGGUUUCGCCCCGCACAGCUUCGUCAGCGCGUCGUACCAGGGCAUGCUGGAUGAUGAUGGUUUGCCGCAUGUCGGCCGUCUGGUUCAGGAUGGCGAUGUCAUCUGUGCUUGGCACACGGUCACGCCCGACUACCGGGGUGACCUCGUCAAUCUGGAUGGCAUUACGCAUUACGAAAAGUACAAGGAUGGUGAGACUGGCUUUAUCGAGGAAGUUCGGCUGAUUGGUGCCGAAACCGGCUCCGAGCCUCUCCAGACCAUUUCGAUCAAGUUCCGCAUUCCUCGCGCGCCAAUUAUUGGUGACAAGUUUUCUUCUCGCCACGGUCAAAAGGGUGUUUGCUCGCAAAAGUGGCCAGCCAUUGACAUGCCCUUUUCCGAAUCCGGUAUGCAACCCGAUGUCAUCAUUAAUCCCCACGCUUUCCCGUCUCGAAUGACGAUUGGCAUGUUUGUCGAGUCGUUGGCUGGCAAGGCCGGUGCCCUACACGGUCUCGCGCAAGACUCGACGCCCUUCAAAUUCAACGAGGAGCACACGGCGGGUGACUACUUUGGCCACCAGCUGAUGAAGGCGGGCUACAACUAUCACGGUAAUGAGCCAAUGUACUCGGGUAUUACGGGCGAGGAGCUGGCUGCGGAUAUUUACAUUGGUGUCGUCUAUUACCAGCGUCUGCGUCACAUGGUCAACGACAAGUUCCAGGUGCGUACGACGGGUCCCAUUGUGCCGACAACCGGCCAGCCCAUCAAGGGUCGUAAGCGUGGUGGCGGUAUCCGUGUCGGUGAAAUGGAACGCGACGCGCUGCUGGCGCACGGUACGGCGUUUUUGCUGCAAGAUCGUCUGCUCAACUGCUCCGACUUUACAAAGUCGUGGAUCUGCCGUCGGUGCGGCUCCUUCUUGUCGGUGCAGCCAACAGUAUCGCAGUUUGCACCGUCGCGGAAAAAGGCACCGAGCGUCGUGCGCUGCCGCCACUGCGCCGUCAGACUCGACGACGAGGAUGGCAUCGACCUGACGGAGAUUCAGGGCGAGAUUUGGGAGGACGGGCAGGGUCACUCGUGGGUCGGCGGCGACCAGACCACGCAAGUCAUCGUGCCGGGUGCGCUCAAGUAUCUGGACGUGGAGCUGGCGGCAAUGGGUGUCAAGCUCAAGUACAAAAUCAGCCAUGACGACGAGCCGCGCAGAGGAGCACUGCAGCCGCUGCCACUGACGGCUAUCAAGGCGUAA